Molecule: messenger RNA, 978 nt
Organism: Xylaria bambusicola
Lineage: Eukaryota; Fungi; Ascomycota; Sordariomycetes; Xylariales; Xylariaceae
Product: UbiA prenyltransferase family
Exons: 4
Coding region: 1-978 (325 amino acids)
Cellular component (GO): membrane
Molecular function (GO): transferase activity, transferring alkyl or aryl (other than methyl) groups
Source: RefSeq, a predicted model, not a curated record
AUGACACAAGAGACGGCUGAACGGCAAUUGGCUUCAGAUUCUGUCAAGAAGCCACAUCAGCUUGUCCAUCGGUUGCUAUAUCACGCAUACAGCAUAUGGCUAUUUACCUACAGCGAUCUACAUACCAUAUUGUUUCCGGAAACGGCGUUCGGCGUUCUACAUGCCUUGUGGAACGAUGUUCUCCAGCGUUUUCCUCUAGUACUGUAUUGGGUUUGGAUUAACCUUCUUGCCAUCGAUAUCGGUAACCAACGGAGUCCUGAGUCAAUCGCGGAAGAUAAAAUUAACAAGCCAUGGAGGACAAUACCCUCCGGGAGAUGGAGCCCAAUACUAGCUUCAUAUGGACAAAAAUUUGCCUAUGUAGUGGCUCUCAUGAGCAGCUGGUUUAUUGGUGGCUUAAGAUCAUGCAAGCUCUUAACACUACUCGGUUUCUGGUACAACGAUUGCGGAGGCAGUGAGGGACGACCAUUUACCAGAAACUUCAUCAACGCCAUGGGUAUCACCUCGUUUGGACUCGGGGCGCUAGAGGUGGCCUUGGGACAAACCCUCCAUUUUACAGCUGCCACAAUUCUUGACCUAAAUGCUCCGAACUUAGAACAGUGGAUUUUGUUGCUGUUUGUUGUUAUUUUAAGUACUGUUCACACGCAAGACAUGCAUGACCAGGAUGGCGACAAGGUUCGCGGUCGAAACACAAUGCCGCUUCAGAUCGGUGAUGCCCCAACGCGUUGGAUCACUGUCGGAUUCAUGAUAUUAUGGGGAGUAGUAUGCCCUCUUUUCUGGCGGUGCGGUGUUCUUGGUUACGCAACGAGCACUUCAAUCGCGUAUAUUGUCGCUUUUCGGACGUUCUUUCUCCGCACAGUCAGUGAAGACCGAAUGACAUUCGCUCUUUGGAAUUUGUGGAUGGUGAGCUUGUAUACAUUGCCCCUUGAGGCACUUGCUCAUAACUACAUCGCAAGGUAUGUUUCAAAUACUAUCAGAUAG